This is a messenger RNA of Gavia stellata (red-throated loon), 1929 nucleotides long. RefSeq names its product coiled-coil domain containing 177 (gene CCDC177). The transcript has a single exon. NCBI's taxonomy places the organism in Eukaryota, Metazoa, Chordata, Aves, Gaviiformes, Gaviidae. The record is from RefSeq and is a predicted model, not a curated record. The coding region runs from base 1 to 1929 and encodes 642 amino acids.
AUGGUGGAGCCGCCGGCUGAGCCUCCCCCGCAGCCCUGCCCGGCGCCCGGGGGGGCAGCGGCGGCGGCGGCAGCAGCGGCGGGGGGAGAGCCGGCCCGUCCCGGGGAGCAGUCGCCGCUGCUGCACCUGGACCUGUACAACUUCGACUGCGCGGCGGCGGAGGGCAGCCGGUACGUGCUGACCAGCCCGCGGUCGCUGGAGGCCUGCGCCCGCUGCGCCGUGCGGCCGGUGGAGCUGCUGCCGCGGGCGCUGGGGGAGCUGCUGCGGGAGGCGCCCGGGCGCUCCAUGCGGGUGGCCGCCGGCCUGUACGAGGCCUACGAGCGGGAGCGCCGCCGCAAGCUGCAGCAGUGCCGGGAGGAGCGGGAGAGGAUUAUCCGGGAGGAGAAGAGGCGGAUCCUCGCACCCCUCGGCAGCCUGCCGCCCUCACCCGCCUCCCGCGUCGCCCCCCGGGCCGCCACCGCCGCCACCGCCGGCGGGCCCCGGCCCCAUGGCGGGGGGAAGGCCGCGGCGUCGGGGGGUGCCAAGGCCAAGAGCCACUCCCUGGACUCGCUGCAGAAGCGCCGUGAGGGCAGCUGGGGCAAGACCUCCUCCGAGUCGGGGGCCUCGUCCUCCUACAGCGGGGAGAGCCUGCGGGAGCGCGGGGGCAAGGGGGGCGGCCGGGGCCGUGGGGCAGCCACCGCAGCGGCCAGCGGCUCCCUGCUGGGGCGCAGCUUCAGCCUGGGCGACCUCAGCCACUCGCCGCAGACCGCCCAGAGGGUGGAGAGGAUCGUCAGGGAGGUGAAGAGGAGGAAGGGCCUGUCGGAGGUGCCCGAGAGGGACAAGAAGAUCGCGGCGCUGAUGAUCGCCAAGCACCAGGAGGCCAGCCUCCUGCGGGAGCAGCGGCAGGCGGCCCACCUGCAGUGGGACAGCCAGCGGCGCUUGGCGGAGCAGCGGAAGGAGCAGGAGGAGAAGGAGAAGCAGAGGGCCCUCCUGCAGGGCCAGCGGAUGUGGGAGAGCCAGGUGGAGAAGCGGCGGGGAAGGCUGAGCCAGGAGCAGGAGGAGGCCGCCCUGCUGAAGCAGAGGCAGCGCCUGGUGUGCGAGGAGAGGUGGCGGGAGCAAGCGGAGAAGCAGGAGCGGCUGCGGAGGGAGAGGCUGGAGAGGGCUGUCCAGGAGGACAAGCAGAAGAAGCUCCAUCAAGAACACAACCUGAAGGCGAAGGAGGAGGGCAAGAAGGAGCACCGGGAGCGAGAGGAGCAGCUCCUGCAAGAGAAGCUGUCCACGGCUGCGCAGAAGAGGCUGAAGAAGGAGGUGCAGCUGCAGAAGGAGAAGAAACUGCUCAACCAAGCAGAGAAGCUGAAGCACGAGGCCUUGCUCAAGGAACUGGCCAAGCAAGAGGCAGAAGAGAAGGAAAUGCUGAAGGCCUCCCUGGAGAUGAGUUUGACCAAGGCUCAGGAGAACUACGAGCAGCUAGUGGAGAAGAGGAACCAGGAGCUGAGGGAGAAGGCCAGGCGGGAGGACAGGCAGAUCCAGAGAGCCAAACUGGCAGCAGAGAAGAAGGAAAGAGAGCAGAAGGAGCACUUGGAGGCCCUGGCUAGAGAGACAGAGAGAAAGCUCCAGCAUGCUGCCCAGGUGGCUGAAGAGGUUGUCCAAGAAAAAGCCCGCAAGGUGGUCUUGAGCCGUCUGGAGAAGGAAAAAGUGCAGAAGAUGAACAAGCAAAAGGUGGAACAGUACGAGGACUUACGGCGCAGGGAGAUCCUCCUCUCUAUAGAGAGGAAGCUAGAGAGGAGCGAGCAGAUCUUCAAGGAGAAGAAGACUGUCCUAGAAAAUGCCAGGUCUGUUGCUCGGGCAUCCUUCCAUGUCCGGGAAAAGGUACGGGAGGAGACAAACAUGCGCACCUUUGACAAAAUGGCCUUGGAAGCAGAACUGCAUGCCCACCUGAGUAAGAAAUGA